AGCAGAGAGAGUGGGGGUGUGAGUGUGUAUGAGGGCGGGCCGGAUUAAAGCUGCUGUCAAAACACAGCAAUUUGUUCGGAUGAUGCAAAAGCAGGGAAGACUCUGUCGUUAAGUUUCUUUUUUGCCGUUUUUGUGAGCAUGGGCGCGGGCUUGUUCCUGUCGGUUUAACCUGACGCGGCGGUCUGCGGUUCUCUCUGGCCGGAGAAUGAUAAUGCAGAGAUUUUGCAGACACGCAUAACUGCGGGAUAGUGUGUUAGCGGUUUAAGGACAUCUGCUAAAUUUUGGGCCAUGCCUCUGAUUAGCCUGGACGAUGAGGAUCAGAGAUGGGUCCCGACCCACGUCAACGUAACCAUCCUUCGGGCCAGGGCGCUGCGGACCAAGGGCAAGCAGGGCAGCCGCUAUGUGUACACCGUUAUCCAGCUGGGGAAGCUGAAGUACACGACGGGACUGGCAGAGAAAGCGGCCGAGCCCGAGUGGAAUGAGGAGUGUUCACUGGAGCUGCAGCCCGGCCUGCUGGAGUGUGUGGGGGCGCAUCCCCCCGGCAGCGGGCAUCUGAUCCUCACCGUCAUGCUCCGAGUGCUCAUAGGACUCGACGUGUUCCUUGGCGAGGCCGUGGUGCCUUUGGAUAAGCUCUUUCAGAGUGGGACGUGUCCUAGGAACGAGUGGCUAAAGUUGCACUCUAAAGCUGGGAGGAAGGAGAAGGAGCGAGGAGAGCUGCAGCUUACCAUCCAGUUUACUCGCAAUAACAUGACAGCCAGCAUGUAUGAUCUGACCAUCCAGGACAAGCCUCGCUCAGCCUUCGGCAAGUUGAAGGACCGUGUCACAGGCAAGAAAAGAGGAGACGUGGAGUCCUCCUCAGCCAUCCUUCCAGGCCGCUAUGCCGCUCUGUCGGGCUCAACAAGUCAGUCAGUCCAGGAGGAUGGUGGGGGAGAGAACCCAGUACAGGACGAGUGUACUGACGAAGGCAAGAGCAAGGUGAAGGGCUUCUUUCUGAAGGGGAAGUUGAGAAAGAACUCAGACACACGCUCCUGUUCCUCAUUGGCCUCAGAGAGCAGUAUGGCAUCGUCAGCAGGGGACCCUUUUGUUCCCAUAGAGCUAUGCAGCACACCUGUCUACACCAGCAGAGUGGUGGAGCCUUUCCGCACUGACUCGGAUGGGGGAGUCAAGGUGAUGACCCACAAGCGUGCACACAGUGAUGAGGCCAGUAAGAUCACAGUUGCCGCACGUCCCAAUACAGCUGUAGAGAGUGUAAAAGGCCAGAACAUGCUGCUUUCUAAGUCCACCCUCUGCAUCAAUGGCAGCCAUGUUUACUCUGAACCCAUCUACUCCAAGGGACCUGGGAGUCUGCCAAUCAAGCGCACGCUACUAGAGAAAUGCUCUCCUUUAUCACGCUCUCUGCAGAAUCUUACUCGCCGCAGUGAAGACACCCAGAGGCGUAGCUCCAUUGAUAAGAGCAAAAAGGAGCUUGAGGGAGAUGCUGAGGGUUCCUCAGGCCUGACUGCGGGAGUCACCAUCUCUGAAGGGAAGCCGGUGUAUGCCACGGCCCCACUGGUGAUGGCGUCUUCCACUACAGAUGUUGCAGAUAAAGGGAAGAAGCUGAGGAAGACUUUGUUCUCCAGUGGAAGGAGUGACUCUCUCCCAGCCAAACCGGAGCAGGGUCAGGAGGGACGUCUGCGUGGAUGGUUUGGUUCCACUGAUGCCCAAAACAAGCCAAGGCUGGGAGUUCCUCCUAAAGUAGAAAGCAGCCCAGAAUCAUCCGCUUCCCUCUCUCCCUGCCACCCCAUUCGAUCACCACGCUCUCUUCCCCUAGUUUCUACUACUAGCCACAUGUCAUCCUUUCCUGUUGGCCCUCACUCUAAUCCAUUCUCCCAUCCCUCACCUCCGCCACCCUCCAUCUCCCCUACCAACCCUUUCCUCACGCGACUACAAAGGAACCCCUUUUUUGAAGAGCUCAUAGCAGAAGAAGCUCUAAAAUCUCCGCCUGCGAUUUCCGGUUACCCCAACUCUCCAUUCAGCCAUUACCCAGCAUUCCCUGGGAGGAGUGGUCUUCCAAGCACUGUCCGUGAUAGCACACCAAACAAAAUAUUCUCUAUAAAGAGAGAGAGGCCUCGGAGUGUAGCUAGGCAGAGGUCCCUCCCUGCCUUAAUGCCUGGGACACCCGAGACUGCUACUGUGAACUCUGCUAAUGCAAUGCAAGCAAGCCGUCCUUCAUCUGAGAGUAGAGGGGAAUGGGAUGAAUUUGAAGCUUUGGCUACUAGCCGUCUGAAAUCGCCAGUUGCGACUCCUCCUCGACCACUCUCAGCCAUAAUCUCUCCUUCACCUCCUAACUCUUAUCCAGUUGAAUACUGCAGUACUGAACCAAAAAUGGGGAAUAUAGUUGAUGAAAGAACCUCCAAGGACUACAAUCUACCUGCUUUAGCCUCACGAAGACCAAUGAGGACCCCGGUGCCCUUUCAAGAGAGGUGCUCAGACGGUUGGCUAGACCGAGCACAGGAGCUUGCAGUCCAAAAAGAAGCUUGUGUGCUUUUCCAAACAGAUUUGGCUUCAAUACGUCAUCGAGAGAGACAUAGAGAGGCAAACAACAAAGUUUCCCAUUUACAUAAAGAUUUGCACUGUGCUACUCUGGAGCAGAAUGUAAACAUAUAUCCAACUUCGCAAACUGUACAAAUGCCCAGAGAUGAAAAUCUGAACAGUUUAGAAAAUGGACAAGACACAGGCCCAAAUAUUGCACUAAAGAAUUCACAAUUUGGGUAUGAACACAUACAGCAAAACUCCCAGAAUUCUGCAAGUGAUCACACUGUGCCCAGUACACCCUUUUGCCCCUCAGACUGUGAUACAACUGUGAGCGAAUCACUGUGCAGUGACUUUCAGGUCCAGAUAAAUCCCGAAUCCUCCUCUGAACCAAAGCCCUUUUCUGAUCAACAGAUUAAAAACAUAAUCACUGCUGGAGACAUCGCUACUCCAGAUUCCAAUAACAAUAAUACAAAUGACACUUCUGAGUUUGCUUUUAUUGAUUGUGACAGCUCAGCUUCAGAUGUGAACCAGACUACUUUUGGAAUGAUAAAUAAAGACAAUAACAAGGCACCAAGCCAGUGCCCAGAUGCUACAGAUUUUGAUUCGUCUGGGAUUUUGUCCAUAUGUGGUUUCUCCGCAGUGCCCCCUCAAGAUUUAUUAACCAGAAUGGCAGAGCUAGAACCUUUUUCCCCGAAGGAAACCCCAGAUACUGUUGUUAAAAGUGGAUUGUCCGACAAUAACCACUCUGAGAAACCCUGUGACAAUGUAGAACAACACAGCGUCCAGCCACAUUCAAAUAUUAUGCUAAGGUUUGAAUCUGAGGAUUCCAAUCACAAAGAAAGCUCUGUAAGUCCACAAACAAUCCCCCAACAAGACAGGGAUGACCGGAUUGUGACGGCACAGCUUAAACCUGAGGCAACAGAGGACAAUGUAGGCUUAGAUACACCACAUGAAGUUGGAUGCUGUCUGAUUUAUGACAAGAUUAAGACUAAAACAGCUGAACUCGAGCCAGAAGUGAAUAGCUUCAGUGUUCCUGUUUCAGAGAGCCACAAGAUCAGUGAGUCACCUUCGACUCUCACAGAUGGCAUCAGUUUCGAGGACUUGCAUGCUCGAGUAGCACCAAGAGGCUCAAGAAGCCCUUCCAAAACUGAAGUUAGAUCAGCACGCAUUAGAACACAUUCCACUUCGAGCUCCCCCAAGACUGACCCCGGCGCAAACUCAACCAAACCUUCACUGUCUUUGCAUAAGAGUCCAACCCCUUCUUUCUCCCAUCCUAAUGCCACUUCAGACCCCAGCCUGUCCGCACUCAUGCACUGCCCAACCACAAGGCCCGGCUUGGGAAGCACUCUGACCGAGGCCUCUUACACCACCUCCACACUCCAGCACCAGGCUACUGCAAAGCACACACUUACUUCUGAGGAGGCAGAGCCAGCUAGCAGUCACCCUUCGGCUGAGGAGAGCAGCCCCCAUCCGGUAAAGCCUCUGACCAGCACAGCAGUGCCGGGAGAGAAGAAAUCAGUGCUGGAGAAACUGCGCUCCACUAUCCACCCUGGACGCUCCACACAGCAGAACAUGGCUGAGCCGGAGAAACCACCGGUGUGGAUGUCAGAGGCCCAUGCUCACUACCAGACUCUGAGUAACAUGGAGCUGAUUGCUCUUCUGCUGCAACAGGAGAUGGAUGCAGAGAGACAGAGGGCAGAGUCCGAGCUCCAGGCCACGCUGUUAGAGAAGCGUGAGGCCGAGCUGAAGAAGCUAAAAGUCCAGGUGCGAGAUCUGGAGGACUACAUCGAUAAGCUGCUGGUGCGCAUCAUGGAGCAAACACCCACCUUGCUGCAAAUACGCGCUCGCCCCAAAUGAUGUGUGCUUCACCUGUGCGAACUACAGCUGACAUUUGCAAUCCUCAAAACAGUCACAGUACUCUCCCGUCCACCAGUCAAGCUUUGCAAACAUCAUUUUAGACUAUACAAUGCCAGUCACUGGUACAUUAUUCCACCAGUGAGUUUUAAUGUCAUUUACUGUCUACCGACUGAGAAAACAUUGAGAAGUGUAGUGAAAAUAUACCUCCAAAAUUCCAAUAGUAUCAAUUUGCAUAUGUGACAUGUAUCCAUGACUUCUAAGAUUUUUACAACAACACAGAAAACUUGUCAAGACCGAAAAUUGCAAAUCAAACACUGCCUAUAGAGAAGAACUAUUAAUUGCUCUUAUACCCAGGCACUGGAAGAUCAUUUAUUCGUUUUUAACUAGUCGAAAAAGCUUAAUAAAACAGUAAGGACAGUCAUGUACAUGAUACGGCCAAAAGUUUAUGGACACCUGACCAUUACAUGCAUAUGUGCUUUGUAAAUAUAUCGAUUCCAGAUUUAGCAUCGGCCGUGCGAUGGACGGGCGACCUGUCUAGGGUGUACCCCUGCCUUUCGCCCUAUGUGCGCUGGGAUAGGCUCCAGCAGACCCCCGUGACCCUAAUUAGGAAUAAGCGUGUAUAGACAAUGGAUGGAUGGAUGGACAGAUUUAGCAUCCAUUUGCUGUUAUAAUAACCUCCAUUUUUCUCUGAAGGAUUUCCACUAUGUUUUGGUGAAUGGAUUUCAGAUACAAGAGUGUUAGUGAGGGUAAGGUCCUGAUGUGAAGAGAUAUUAUAAAGCUACAGCAUACAAAGACAAGCGACAACAGCUGUGCGCCUCCAACUAUGCGGCAACAUUUUGUGGAAUAUUUCUGUGAUGGUCAGGUGUUCACAAAUAUUUAGCUAUAUGGUGAAUUUCUGUGUUUUUCCUUCAGCUUUUCUGCAUUUCAGAUCCUUACCAAUGUUUCCCAAGAACAGUCUGUGUAGUAUCCCAGUGUGCUUGUAUGCUGUCUUCUUGCUUGAAUGGAUUUUGAGCAAUCCAGGAAAAAAAAAUAUUGUUGUGUUUUCUUCCAUGAACACUGCAGUGAAUCGUUCAGUUUUGUGCUUCCGAGCGUUUCAGAUGAAUUAGAUAUUCUCAGGUUGGUCAACCAAAAACAAAAUGUUAAUGUGAAUUUUGUCCUGACCAUCCAAAAGAUACUGGAUGCAUAAUUCCCAUUAUAUGUCUGUAAAUAUUGCUACCAUUGAGAUUAUUUACAGAUAUACCUACACUGUAUUAUGCAGUGACUUGCUGCUUGAGACAGUCAGCUUCUUCCAUAAUAUCUUGACCAAAUGAAAGCAUGUUUCUCAUCGCAAGUGAGUACUUAAAAACAAAAAAAGCACCUACAUUUAAGCUAUGCAAUAAUAUAGGCUAGGCAUCACACAGUAGUUGGUCAUCACAUUGUUAUAUAUCAUAGCUGCUUGCUGUAAGAGUAGCUAGAUUUGCAAAGUAGAAAAUAACCAUUAAGUAACCACAGGAGCCUACAUUCAGAUUGUUAAAGAAUGUAAUGACGACUGCUCUUCUUCAAAAGACUUCUUAAUGAUUCAGACGUUCAUUGAAUAUUAUUUUGACUUAGACCUUUUCAUUGUUUGGAUUUUUUUUAAAUACAGUAUUAACCCCGCAUCUAUAUGUCUGUUAGAUUGUCUUAACGUUUAUUUACAUUUCGCCAAAGCUUUUAUUAAGACAUUAUGUUUGCAGAUGCAGUGGGUUGAACUGUAUUAUUGAAUGCUGAAGAAGGUAAACCUUAUCGUUGUGGGAAGGUUUGUAGAGUAAAUAAUUUUAUGCUAAGUUUAUUCAGUUGCUUUUCUCUGUUGAUUGACAGAAUGUUAAAAAAAAAAAAAAACGGUUGAACAAUUCCGGUAAUGUUAUGGCUGAAGCCAUUAGAGCACUGUGAGAGUUCAUUGUUGAAUUUGUCUACAAAUGAUAAUUUUGUUACGUAGCUUUUCCAGAACAUUCCCAAUUGUGUUUUACCGAGUCUUAUUUAUUCCAGGUUGUUUCAUUUUCCAAAAAAAAAAAAAAAUAAUA
Hemibagrus wyckioides is the source of this 6410-nucleotide messenger RNA. RefSeq names its product rab11 family-interacting protein 1 (gene rab11fip5b). The record is from RefSeq and is a predicted model, not a curated record. Bases 289 to 4371 code for a protein of 1360 amino acids. NCBI's taxonomy places the organism in Eukaryota, Metazoa, Chordata, Actinopteri, Siluriformes, Bagridae. Gene Ontology annotation, biological process: regulated exocytosis. Gene Ontology annotation, molecular function: small GTPase binding. The transcript is spliced from 6 exons. Gene Ontology annotation, cellular component: mitochondrion; phagocytic vesicle; early endosome.